AUGUGGAAAUCUCUCGCUUUGGCAGCCCUCGUGGGCACGACGAGUGUCCUGGCAGCCAAGUGCGACGUCGACUCCAAGUGUCCCAAGGAGACGCCGUGCUGCUCGCAAUACGGCGAAUGCGGCGUGGGAGCGUACUGCCUGGGGGGAUGCAACCCGCGAUCGUCCUUCUCGCUGGACGCUUGCGCGCCGGAGCCGGUGUGCGAGGACAGGGAGCUCAAGUUCGACACGGACGAGAACAUCCAGAGCAUCAACAAGUACCUGGGGGAUCCGUCCAAGGCGGACUGGGUGGCCUCUGGCGAGCCGGCGCUCCACGGGGACAACGUGCUGCUGACGAUGGCCAAGAACAGCGUGGGGACGGUGCUGUCGUCGACGGUGUACAUGUGGUACGGCAACGCCAAGGCGCGGCUCAAGACGAGCCGGGGUCGCGGCGUGGUGACGGCCUUCAUCCUGUUCUCCGACGUCCAGGACGAGAUCGACUUCGAGUGGAUCGGCGUGGACUUGGAGACGGUACAGACCAACUACUACAACCUGGGAUACCUCGACUACGAGAACUCGGCCAACAUCACGGUGUCGGACUCGUUCGCCAACUUCCACGACUACGAGGUGCGCUGGACCCCGGACCAGAUCGAGUGGCUGGUGGACGGCGAGGUGGGCCGCACCAUCAAGCGGGUCGAUACGUGGAACGAAACGGCCCAGCGCUGGGACUAUCCGCAGACGCCGGCGCGCGUGCAGCUCUCGCUAUGGCCCGGCGGCCUCGCCUCCAACGCAAAGGGCACCAUCGACUGGGCAGGCGGCGAGAUCGACUGGGACAACGCCGCCGACAUGAAGGACCCGGGUUACUACUACGCCACGCUCGAGUCCGUCUCAAUCGAGUGCUACGACGGCAAGAACGGCCUGGGCACCAACUCGGGCAAGUCGUACACCUACAAUGACGAGGCCGGCACCAACAAGACCGUCGUCGACGGUGACAAAUCCACCAUCCUGGGUUCCAUGUCCGCCACAGGCCUGGACAUGGACAAGGGAAAGAAGAGCGGCGACGACGACCUGAAAUCCGUCCCCGGGGGCUCCACCGGCAACGCCGGGUCCUCUGACGACGACGACGACGACGACAGUGGCAGCAGUGACGACAACAGCGGCAGCAGCGACUCCGGUACCAGCGAGGCUCCCGCCGGAUACGACUCUAGCAAGUUCGACCAGGGUCUAAGCGACGACUCGGGCGAUGGCAACAGCGGAGGCGGCAAGUCCAGUGCUAGUGCUCUGGCAAUGGUUAUUGCCGGGUGUGCCUUGUACUGGCUGUGA
Molecule: messenger RNA, 1299 nt
Organism: Geosmithia morbida
Lineage: Eukaryota; Fungi; Ascomycota; Sordariomycetes; Hypocreales; Bionectriaceae
Product: Glycosyl hydrolases family 16
Exons: 1
Coding region: 1-1299 (432 amino acids)
Biological process (GO): carbohydrate metabolic process; fungal-type cell wall organization
Cellular component (GO): fungal-type cell wall
Molecular function (GO): glycosyltransferase activity; hydrolase activity, hydrolyzing O-glycosyl compounds
Source: RefSeq, a predicted model, not a curated record